Melozone crissalis (California towhee) is the source of this 2077-nucleotide messenger RNA. Its product is annotated as loricrin-like. NCBI's taxonomy places the organism in Eukaryota, Metazoa, Chordata, Aves, Passeriformes, Passerellidae. The transcript has 51 exons. Bases 20 to 2077 code for a protein of 685 amino acids. The record is from RefSeq and is a predicted model, not a curated record.
CUCAACAGGCCGAUGCAUCAUGGUUGGACCUUCCGGUUCCUCUCAGAGCAGCUAUUCAGGCAGUCAGGGUGGAGUAGUCUACACAAUAAGCAAGAGUGGAUGUGGCCCUGGAGGUGCUGCUGGUGCCUAUGGUAUACAUGCCUGCAGAGAUAGUGCAUCCUUAUCCAGCAGUGGGAUUAGUUAUGGCCAGUCUGUCCCUUCAAGCAGUUCAGAUUCCAGUAAGAAGGUAGUGGUCGUUGCCAACAGCAACCCUUUCCCACCUGUGCGUCACACCUUCCCUCAGAGUUUGGGAAGCUCUGCUACAAGGAUCAUAGUACAGAGUGGACAAAAACAGCAAACCAGCAGCAGUACUUAUAUUCAUGGCUCCCAAGGCAGCCAGUCCUAUGGCCAGGGCUACAGACCCCAAGGUGGCAGUUCCUAUGGCCUGGGUGGACCAAGUUUCUCAGGUGGCAGCAGCUCCUAUGGCCAGGGUUCUCAGCCUCAAGGUGGCAGCUCCUAUGGGCAGGGUGGACCAAGUUUCUCAGGUGGCAGCAGCUCCUAUGGCCAGGGUUCUCAGCCUCAAGGUGGCAGCUCCUAUGGGCAGGGUUCCUCCUAUGAUAGCAACCCCUGCCACCAGGGUGGAUCACAGGGUGGAUCACAGGGUGGUCAGGGUGAUUCGUACUAUGGUGGUAGCCAACAGAGUGGAUCAUCAUCCUCCCAAAAUUAUGGUGACAACCAGGGUGGAUCAUCCUCAGACACCUAUUAUGAUAAUCAAGAGUCACAAGAUUCCUCAUAUGAUAGUAAUCCCAACGCCUGUGAUGAUAAUGACACUACCUACAGUGCCAAUAGUCAGCGUUCUGGUUGUGCAAAGAAGAAAGUUGUUGUUGCCCGAGACACAUCACAUGUUCUAAGCAGAAGAGCCUAUGAUGUACAGAAUGCCUCUUCUCCUUCAAACGGCAGCCACUCUGACAUGCAGUCCAGUAUUCUGGCAGCUUUUAAAAAGGCCGUCAAGGUAAUGAUCGUCUAUAAAAACGCGGAGUCUGCAAGGGUGGCCCAAGUUCUUCUUAUGGUUCUUACUCUGGUAACCAGGGAGAGCCUUCCUACUAUUCUGGUGGAUCUUACGGAGAGGGUGGCCCAAGUUCUUCCCACGGUUCUUACUCUGGGAGGGCCUUCCUACUAUGGACCUGGUGGAUCUUACGGACAGGGAGGGUCUUCUUCUUAUGAUAGCAGCAGUGAAUCCUAUGGUCAGGGUGGAUCUUCUGUAUAUAGUGGUUCUGAGGCUUACGGCCAGGAUUCACCUGCCAUGGGAGCCAGUGAAACUGAAGAUAGUGAUUCCUCCUCAGCGUCUGGUGGCCGCCAGAGUGAACGGGAUUUUUAUUCCCCAGGAGGCAGCCAGUCAGGUGGACAUGGGUCAUCUUCUCAAAGUGGCAGCUACUCCAGUGGACAGGACUCAUACUCAUCUGGAAGCAGCCAGUAUGGUGGGCAGGGUUCAUCCUCCUCAGGAGGCAGCCAGUCUGGUGGACAGGGUGGAUGUGAUUGUUCUGGGACAAAUUCUGGUGGAUCCCCUACUUUAGUCAGAAGUAAUUCCUCUGCAAAUGGCACAUCUUCUUCUGGAGGCAGCCACUACAACAGCCAGGAUUCAUAUUCCUCUGGAGCUAACCAGUAUGGAGGACAUGAGUCAUCUUCUUAUGGAGGCAGCCAGUAUGGUGGACAAGGUUCACGUUCCCCAGGAGGCAGCCAAUAUGGUGGACAGGGUUCACCUUCUUCAGGAGGCAGCCAGUAUGGAGGACAGGGUCCAUCUUUCUCAGGUGGCAGACCUUAUGGAGGACAGGGUAUAGCUUCUUCAGGAAGCAGCCAGUAUAGUGGACAGGGAUCUUAUCCCUCAAGAGGCAGCCAGUAUGGUGGGCAGGGUGGCUCUGGCUCAGGAAGCACUUACUCUGGGAAACCGUGUGCUUUUCUGUCACGGUUUACAAUUAUAAUUGGUGGGAAGAGGUUUCGAUCCAAGUUCUCCUACCAGCUUGGGCGGGGCCAGGAUUUCACCUUGUUUGAUGUGCAGCGCUACCCUUUGCCAGCCAUCGGUAAAUCAACCUGCAAUUGA